Molecule: messenger RNA, 2331 nt
Organism: Lutzomyia longipalpis
Lineage: Eukaryota; Metazoa; Arthropoda; Insecta; Diptera; Psychodidae
Exons: 2
Coding region: 1-2331 (776 amino acids)
Molecular function (GO): zinc ion binding; nucleic acid binding
Source: RefSeq, a predicted model, not a curated record
AUGGCGACGGAGGAGAACAAUGAGGUUAAGGCCACCCAGCGCAAAAGCCGCGAUGGGCCCAAUUUGGGGCCAUAUGACCCCAAGAGAUCAUGGGAAAGCUACCGUGAGAGGCUAGAGAUUUGGUUUGAGAUGAAUGAUAUCACCAAGGACUCCAAGAAGAGAGGAUAUUUGCUUACGGAGAUUGGUGAUGAUGUCUACGAGACUCUGAAAGGACUUGUGAUGCCAAAGAAGAUCCUGGACAAAACCUACGAGGCAUUGGUCGCAGUGAUAAAUGAGCAUUAUGGGCCAGAAAAGAAUGUAAUUAUGGAGAGAUACAACUUUAUGAAGAGAGUUCAGAAGCCCGGAGAAAGCGUAUCUGAGUUUAUUGCCGAAAUUUCCAAACUCAGUCAGCAUUGCCAAUUCCAGGAAUUGGAGAAUAUGCUACGCGAUCGUAUUGUUUGUGGGAUAUUGAACGAGGGAUUGAGAAAGAAGUUGCUCUCUGAGAAGAAGCUUACCUACAAGACGGCAUGUGAGAUGGCACGCGCUGAUGAAACCGCGACCAAAGGUGUUGAAGAAAUGAAAGCGGAAGUUCCUACAGCAAAUGAGGGACCUGUAGUAGCCAAGAUUUCUCAAAAGACGUGUUAUAGAUGCAAGAAGAAGCAUGAUGCAGCUGACUGUUGGUUCAAAGAUAAGGAUUGCCGGAAGUGUGGCAAGAUUGGACACAGUGCGGCAGCUUGUCGUAGCAAGGAGACAAAGCAAAAGAAGGUAAAUGCCGUGGAAGAACCUGAAGAGUCAACUGAAGGGGAAUUGGCCUCAAUUAAUCUGAUUGGAAAGGCUGGCCAUAAAGUGGAAUUGCAGAUUGAAGGGCGGAAGAUCUGCAUGGAGAUAGACUCUGGCGCAUCGAACACAGUGAUGUGCUGGGAUCAAUGGAAGACCCUCAAGGUUCCAGCAAAGUUGAAGUCUUCAAAUCUCAAAUUGCAGACUUGGCUAAAGAGAGGAGUGGAGAUUGUAGGACAAGCGGUGGUUCUUGUGAAGUUGGCGGAUAAGACUGUAAAUUUGCCACUAAUAAUCACCAAGUCCGGCGGAAACUCUCUUUUGGGUCGAAAUUGGUUCCAACCGUUGGGAAUUUUCAUUCAUAUUCCAAUGAUUAAUGCGAUUGAGGAAAAUAAAGUAGAGGGGUUGUUGCAAAAGUAUCAAAGCGUUUUCCGGGAUGAAUUGGGAUCACACUCUGAGAUGAAAGUCAGUCUUCAAUUGAUUGAGGGGACCCAACCGGUGUUUUUGAAGCAACGAACCGUGCCUUUUGCUCGACGAGAAGCGGUUGAAGAAGAGAUUGACCGGCUUGUUAGCCAAGGAGUGCUGGAGCCAGUGCAAUUCUCUGAAUGGGCUACUCCAAUUGUCACAGUACGAAAGCCAGAUGGAUCGAUCAGGAUUUGUGGGGAUUAUAGGGCUACUGUAAAUCCAGCUACCAAGACGAAUGCAUACCCACUACCCACAGUAGAUGAAUUGUUGGCAGGAGCUUCGGGUAAGAUUUUCUCUAAAAUUGAUUUGACACAGGCUUACCAACAAUUGCUGGUUGAUGAUAAGACAGCAGAAAUUCUCACAAUAAACACACACAAGGGCCUGUUUCGAGUGAAGAGAAUGCCAUUCGGUAUAUCUGCUGCUCCAGGGAUUUUCCAGAAGUUUAUGGAGACGUUGUUGGCAGGUAUACCGGGCACGCAAGUGUAUCUCGAUGAUAUCCUUGUGGUGGCCCAGAAUGAAAAGGAGCACAGUGAAAGGAUUGAAAAGGUCCUACAGAAGUUGCAGAAGGCAAAUCUGACGGUAAAGAAGGAAAAGUGUCGGUUUGGUGUCAAAGAACUCGAGUUUGUGGGGUACAAAAUCGAUGAUCAAGGAAUUCAUCCCACACGAGAUCAUGUGAAGGACAUAGUUCAGACACCACCACCUCAGAAUAAGACAGAGCUGAAAGCAUUUCUGGGCAUCAUAAACUUCUAUGGGAGGUUUAUAAAAGACAGGGCGUCAGUGGCAGAAUGUCUGCAUCGGCUACUGGAUGAUGGAGCCGAAUGGAAGUGGAAAGUUGAACAUCAACGAGCCAUGGAUGAGUUGAAGAAAGAGCUAAGGUCAGAGGCCGUAUUGAUACAUUAUCGUAUGGAUCUACCACUGAUCUUGUGUUGUGAUAGCUCACCUUACGGCGUAGGUGCAGUCUUGGGUCAUGAGACACCAGAAGGAGAGAAGCCAAUUGCCUAUUUUUCACGAACGAUGAACGACACCCAGAGAAGAUAUGGACAGAUAGACAAAGAGGCGCUUUCAAUCAUCACCGCAGAUGACAAGAUGGUGCUUGACGUUGGCAUCAUAUGA